AUGCCCAUCAUACCGCCGCCCACCCCCGCCCCAUCGCCACCCCCGCAACAAUCUUCAUUCCCGAGCCCGAGCCUCGCGACGUUUACACACAUCUCCGCCUUCGCCGGCCUAACCCCCGCCGCACGACGGCAGCACCUCUACGCCCUCAUCCAGGAAUGCACACCAUCAGAGCUCUUGUUUCUUUCUACGACCAUCGCGCCACUCCUCAAGCGCGACUUCCUCCGAGCUCUCCCGCCCGAGGUAUCCCUUCACAUUCUGAGCUUUAUCGAUGACCCCCGCACGCUUGCUCGUGCUGCACUUGUCAGCAGGUACUGGAAUGAGCUUUUGAAGGACGAAUUCCUGUGGAAGACGAUGGCAAUACGUCACGGUUUCUCGCGAGACGCAGAGGCGGUGGAAUCGUACCGCCGGGAGCAGUUGCUCGAUGGCGCUCCUCCAGUAGCAAGCGACCCCCUGCCGAGCGGCUCGGGAGCGGAGGCACGCAGGAGCCCGCUAUUCUCACCAAGGGGACUCCAGCCGCCCCGCCCACAGAGCGUCGACUUCCCAUACCGCAAGUUCUUCAUCCACGAAUAUAUCCGAACGUCGAACUGGCUCGGGAAGGGCAAGCUCCUGCGCAUACACCGCGCCCUGCUGCACCCGCCGCCCCCGGACCCCAACAUGCCCGGGCAACUCGCGCCCCCAGCGACGGCGCAGCAGCAAGGGCAGGACCAGGGCCCACUCGCGAAUCCCGCGAUCCCGACGUCGAUGGCGAUCGACGCGCAGUGGGUCGUCGUCGGGCUCGCGAACAGCCGUAUCCACAUCUUCAGUGCGCGCACGGGCGUGCUCAGCCGCACGCUCAUCGGGCACGACUCCGGCGUGUGGGCGGUCGCGCUCAUUUCGGAGGGUGGGCAGCCGGUGGGCCGCGAUCCGUGCAUGCAUCCGUGCGAGGGCGACCCGCUCGUGGCGAGCCACCCGCAGGACGAGGCGCUCCCGCUGGCGCUGCGCACGGCUGUUGGGCUGGACAAGUCCACUAAUAUUAGCAAGGUGCGCUUGCGGCCCAGGAGCGUCCCCGAUCCCUUCGCGGAGGGCGGCAAGGCGGAGCGUCCGCGCUUCGGAAAGCCGAGCUACCCCGGAGGUGCUUCGGAUGGCUGGGGUCAGCCCAGCGCGCUCGUAGUGAGCGGUGGAUGCGACAAGGAGCUCCGUGUUUGGGACGUGAAGACGGGGUACUGCAUCUACACCCUUCGCGGCCACACGUCUACGAUCCGCUGCCUGAAGGUGGUGCAUGGACGACCACUCGCCGUAUCAGGCUCGCGCGAUCGGACCGUACGCGUGUGGGACGUGCAGCGUGGGCGCCUUCUACGCGUGCUAGAGGGCCACACGCAGAGCGUGCGCUGUCUCGACGUGUGCGGCAACCGGAUCGUUAGCGGGAGUUAUGACUGCACCUGCCGCAUAUGGGACGUGGACACCGGCGCAUGUCUGCACGUCCUGCGCGGGCACUUUCACCAGAUCUACACGGUCGCGUUCGACGGCGAGCGCAUCGCGAGCGGGGGACUGGACACCACCGUCCGGGUGUGGGACGCUUCGAACGGCGCGUGUCUCGCGCUACUCCAAGGGCACACCGCACUCGUCUGCCAGCUCCAGCUCACGCCGACGAUGCUCGCGACGGGCGGCUCGGACGGGCGCGUGAUCACGUUCUCGCUCACGGGGAGCGCGUUCCUCGCCGUGCAGCGGCUCGCGGCGCACGACAGCUCCGUGUCGGGCCUGCAGCUCGACGAGCGCUUCCUUGUCACGAGCGGGAACGACGGGCGCGUGCGGCUGUACGAGUUCGAGCGCGGCGCGCAGGGCGACGCGCAGUGCCGCUUCGUGCGCGACAUGUGCGAGCCGAGCGAGAGCGUGUGGAAGGUCGCGUACACGCGCGAGACGUGCGCGGUGCUCAGCAAGAAGGCGGGCAAGAUGGUCGUCGAGAUCUGGAGCUUCAAGCCCUGAGAGGGUUGGGCGCGGUGCAGGUCAAGUUUGUUCGUUUGCACAUUCAUUCGCAUUGUCGGACAUUAUUCAAGUUGGAGAUGCUAUCUGGAUUCUCGCUGUUCUCGCUAUUGCUGGUUAUGUUUUCGUGGAUGUAUACCACCUGUUCAAGUAAUAUUGUGUAUGUGAUGGUACUACAUGCUCAUUCCCUCUGGAUGACACUCUGAGGCACAACCUGUUCUCGG
This is a messenger RNA of Trametes versicolor FP-101664 SS1, 2183 nucleotides long. RefSeq names its product WD40 repeat-like protein. Bases 1 to 1962 code for a protein of 653 amino acids. The record is from RefSeq and is a predicted model, not a curated record. Lineage: Eukaryota; Fungi; Basidiomycota; Agaricomycetes; Polyporales; Polyporaceae. Gene Ontology annotation, molecular function: protein binding. The transcript is spliced from 4 exons.